AUGAUUCCUCCAGCUGACACGCUGCUGAAAUACGACAAUCCAGUUCUGGUCAACAAAAGCACAGACAGAAAAUCACCAAAGGGACGCCCUUUGAAAGUAAGCCCUCAGCAGCCCAUUGACUCUACACCUGUUCCACCACCUCCUAAACCAAAAUCAGCGUCUACUGAGGCUACUAAGCAGGAAAAUGAGGAGAUCCUCAAUUUAAUCCUCCCACCCAGGGAGUGGAUGGAGGGAAACCAACUGUGGGUGCAGAAAGUAUCCAGUACACCUUGUACAAGAGCAGAUGUGUUGCACCUAGAGGAACUCCUAGACACAAAACUGCAGCAAAGACAGGCCAGAGAAACAGGAAUCUGCCCUGUCCGCAGGGAGCUCUAUUCCCAGUGUUUUGAUGAAUUAAUCAGACAGGUAACAAUCAACUGCGCUGAGAGGGGUAUGCUAUUGUGGCGGGUCAGAGAUGAGAUUCAGAUGACCAUUGCUGCCUACCAGACCGUGUAUGAAAGCAGCAUAGCUUACGGCAUGAGAAAGGCACUGCAGGCUAAGAAGGGCAAAGCUGAUAUGAAAAACAGAAUUUUGGAGCUAGAAAACGAGAAACAAGAACUGAAGAAGGCGCUGAAUGAAGAGAAGGCUAAAUGUGAAACAGUUGAGAAGACAGAAGCUGAAAAGCGACAGCUGGAAGAAAAGAGGCACGAUGAGGAGAUCCAGUUCUUAAAGAGAACCAACCAACAGCUUAAGACUCAACUAGAAGAGAUAAUUACACCAAAGAAGUAA
Messenger RNA from Pelmatolapia mariae (spotted tilapia), 768 nucleotides. It is a transcript of the gene dnali1, whose product is annotated as dynein, axonemal, light intermediate chain 1. The record is from RefSeq and is a predicted model, not a curated record. NCBI's taxonomy places the organism in Eukaryota, Metazoa, Chordata, Actinopteri, Cichliformes, Cichlidae. The transcript is spliced from 6 exons. Gene Ontology annotation, cellular component: axoneme; filopodium. Gene Ontology annotation, molecular function: dynein heavy chain binding. Bases 1 to 768 code for a protein of 255 amino acids.